This is a messenger RNA of Athalia rosae (coleseed sawfly), 4648 nucleotides long. Its product is annotated as membrane-associated guanylate kinase, WW and PDZ domain-containing protein 1-like. The transcript is spliced from 11 exons. Gene Ontology annotation, biological process: signal transduction. Gene Ontology annotation, molecular function: protein binding. NCBI's taxonomy places the organism in Eukaryota, Metazoa, Arthropoda, Insecta, Hymenoptera, Athaliidae. Gene Ontology annotation, cellular component: cytoplasm. The record is from RefSeq and is a predicted model, not a curated record. Bases 605 to 3787 code for a protein of 1060 amino acids.
ACUAUAAUAAAUAUGAAUCUUAUGGCGUGAGCAACCUGCAGCCAUAAUCCAGUUAACGGUUCAUACUUCGCAUGUGUAUAUGGUAGUAGCAUUAAGUCGUUUCGGCCAAUAUAAGGUUCCUUGUGGAUUGGGCUUUGUUCGCUCUAACUUAAUUGUCAAAGGGGUUCCAUGUGAUUAAAGUGCAAACGAUCGGGUGAAUAUACAUAUACUUCUACUUCGUGGUGAAUACAUGGACGAUUAUACUACCUAUUUGAUACAAGAACAGCAGUAACAAAGAAGCGUAUUACGAUCAUUGUGUGACUCGGAUAUUGGCGCUGUGAUAAACGAACUCUCAGCCACAGUGCGGCGUAGCGCAGUUUCCUCAGUUUCCAUUCAUUUUGUGCUGGGAGCUCAAGUAAAUAUUUACUCAAUAUGCUGUUGUGAUGGGGAUGGAAACACCGCAAUGCUGGCUACCCUGAGCCCUGAUCCUCUUUCCUCACGAACAAAAAAGGAGGCCAAGAGAUGCCCAAGAUCCCUAUAUUGGGUAAAUAACGUUCGUCUUGCGGAAGAAGUUGGAGAGGGGUGACUACACUCACAAAAUACCAACCACUGGAUAAUAAACGAGAUGGCUGCAAAAAAUGAUGUGGCUCUUACCAAUGACAACUCCAAUGGUGUUUAUACAUUACCUGCAAACAGCACUAUUAACAAGGAAAGUCUCAAGAUCGUAGAAUCGGAGGGAUCUAUUCAUCUAGAUCCACCGAGUUAUUUGUACAGUACAGGAUCGGGACAAAUCAUCAGAGAUUUAGAACAAGAACAUGGUGUACACGAUCGCGUUUCCGAGGACGAGCUUGGGCCACUUCCACUCAACUGGGAGAAAGCUUAUACAGACACCGGCGAAGUUUAUUUUAUAGAUCACAAUAGUGGAACUUCUCAUUGGCUGGAUCCGCGACUUUCAAAGUUCCAGAAACGUUCUCUGGAAGAAUGUUUGGACGAUGAGCUUCCUUACGGAUGGGAAAAAAUUGACGACACAUUAUACGGCACAUACUUUAUCGAUCAUGUGAAUCGACGAACUCAAUACGAGAAUCCUGUUCUGCAAGCAAAGCGAGCUCAGCAAAACUCGCGGGAACCUAAGAGUCCUGUUUUUACUAGGAACCCUGAAAAGCUCAAGGGACCAAGAAUACGAAGCACUCUUCUCAAGGGCGCCAGAGGUCUUGGUUUCACUAUUGUAGGAGGAGAUGACACAGUUGAAGAAUUUCUGCAGAUCAAAAGCGUUGUGCCAAAUGGACCUGCCUGGCUUGAUGGAAAAUUGCAGACCGGUGAUGUCCUUGUCUAUGUCAACGAUAUGUGUGUGCUUGGAUACACACAUAAUGAAAUGGUGGAUGUAUUCAAGUCCAUAUCAAGUGGAGAGACAGUCACCCUUGAGGUUUGCAGGGGCUACCCUUUGCCUUUUGAUCCUAAUGAUCCAAACACUGAAGUUGUGACAACUAUAGCAGUAAAUGCGCCUGAUAUGCCAAUGGAAAAUUCGAGUUUCUACAUGGACGUCGAUCCGCUCCUACGCAACAGGGAACGGUUUAAUUUCGUUGAUGGAAGCUUUUUGCCAGUACAUUCCAUGCAAAAUGCGGAAGGCAUGGUCACUGCUUCGGUAAAUUCUAUGCCCGAUCUCUGUAUCUCAGACAAAAUGGCAACGAUAAAACGACCGAGCAGCACGGACAUUCUACUGUGUGAUGAAACUAGGCGAGUAGCAGAGGUAGAGGAGGAGGAGGACGAAGAUGAUAAUGUGAAUGACCACAGUAAUGACAAUGACAAUGUCGUCGAUAGUGGCGAGGGUGAGGAAUUAAAGGAUCAAAGAGCGCAGAACAGAGGAGAACAAUCGCAGAUAUAUUCCGAACACCCGCAGCCGCUGCUGAUGUCAGCUAAGCCCGAAUUUCUCAGCAUAUCGAUCGUCAAAGGUACAAUGGGUUUCGGCUUCACGAUAGCUGACUCGGCCCAUGGACAAAAGGUAAAAAAGAUCCUGGAUCGUCAGAGAUGCAAAAAUUUAGUUGAGGGCGACAUAUUGGUAGACAUAAAUGUUACCAAUGUCAGGAACAUGUGUCAUUCGGAGGUCGUGCAGGUGUUGAAAGACUGUCCCAGGAACAGGGAGGCAGUUAUACAUGUCCAGAGAACACACAAGACCAAGGAGAAAAAAGAGAGAAAUACCACAACAGGUCUUUUUAGAAGUAAAACUCCGACCGCAGAUCUCUACAGUACUCGUGCCAAGACAAUUGUCCCUAGCCGGCCAAAAACUCCAUUGGUGGAUACCAGGGGUCCGACACACAGGCCAAAGACACCCACGACUGACACAGAUAACUCAGGGUGGUCAUCUGAGAUGCAAAUCGAUGGCAGUUCGAUCAGCGACCAUCCUUACAGAUACACCAAUCUUGGCAAAGUGAUCAACUUCUCAGAGCCCCUUGAGUACAGGGAAAGUAUAACUGAAAGGUUGGCCGAAAACUUUGCGCUUCACACCAAGCUGGACGAUGCAGUGCCCGUGUUGGGGUUGGACAAACUGCAGUGGGGUGCUGCAAAAGAUGAAGAUCGUGAGGAAAAAGGCAGCUCUUGCAACGAUGCUUAUUCCAUCGACGUUUCCAGGCAUGACAUUUCAGGCUCUAAUCAUAAUGGUGGACAACGGGGUGAUUAUUACAGAGAUUCAUACCUGGUGCAGUCUCAUGAACGACACGACGAUCAACAUCUGGAUUAUCACACUUAUAGCAUCGGACAGGAGCAGAAUGUAGACACGGGAGAGAUCUGGGGGAAUCGGAAAGAAAGUACCAGCUUUGAGCAUGACCAACCGCAACACUCUGGUUCUCUUGCUAGAUAUCAUCAGCAUUACGGAAGUGAGGUGAUUUUCCCAGUGGCUCCUGGCGUUCAGUGGAUUGAAACACUGGUCACUCUUGUACGACAGAACACCGGGUUUGGUUUUCGAAUAGUAGGGGGUACAGAGGAAGGAUCACAGCAGGUUUCAGUUGGACAUAUUGUGCCGGGUGGAGCUGCUGAUUUGGACAACCGCCUGAUAACAGGUGAUCUGAUAAUGUCGGUGGACGGAGAGAGCGUUAUGAACUCUUCGCAUCACCAUGUCGUUCAGCUAAUGAUAACGGCUGCGCAGAACGGACGAGUAACGCUUGGUAUUCGUCGACGGGUUAACAUUCAAGAUGGCCUUCAAUCCUACGAUGCCCAUCAGAAUCCACAGUAUCCAUACGAUAUCUCCGUGUCAAGGGUGGAAAAUGAAGGAUUCGGAUUUGUCAUCAUAUCAUCAUUGAAUAAGGCAGGUUCUACUAUAGGGAGAAUCAUCGAGGGGUCUCCAGCGGCGAAGUGUGGACAGCUAAACGUAGGAGAUCAUAUUUUAGCCGUUAAUCACGUUGACAUUGCCAAUGUCUGUCACAAGGAUAUCGUGAAUCUCAUCAAGGACUCGGGAUACUCUGUGACUCUCACCAUCGGUUAUCCAUUGGAUGAUAAUUGCUGCAGCACUCCCUCGUUAUCGCAAAAGGAUGAACAAGCAGGCGACGGGGAUGGUGGACAAUACCACGCUGUUGAGUUGACCAGGGGAACGCGGGGCUUUGGGUUCAGUAUCAGGGGUGGACGAGAAUUCCAAAAUAUGCCGUUGUUUGUACUACAGAUUGCCGACAAUGGGCCAGCAUCGGUGGACAGCAGGCUACGUGUUAGUCAUCCGGAAUUAUUCGAAUCAAGCUUGCUGUGUGGGCGAUCAGAUAAUCGAAAUAAACGGAAUAAAUACGAAGAAUAUGACGCACACAGAAGCAAUCGAGAUAAUUCGUAACGGUGGUCCCUCAGUUCGACUUCUGGUAAAACGGGGUUGUCAAAUGCCCCCGGUUGUAGGAGCUUCAACGCAUCUUUAUGACAUGAAUAUAUGAAUAUUUAUGUGAGCACGUUAGAGAAAUGAUUUGCUUCGAUGAAAACCAAGAAAAGUUCAAACUGACUUUCUGAAAACUUUCUGACAAGAAAAGUUAAGACUGCAAAGCCUUUAUAUUAUUGUGAUAAUUCCUUCUUCGGAAUUGUGCCUUUUGUAAGUGUUUGGGGUCUUUCUAAAUAGUUGCCACAAUGUAGGUCUCUAAUAUAGUUCGAUAUAGUAUACACAAUAUUAAGGCUUGGCAACAAGCAAAAGAAAGCGUUUGAUUAAUUUAAUGAGAAUUCGUAAAGAAACUUUUUACCAUGUAGUAUCUAUGCACCCGGUAAAUAGAAAUUGUAGAACACUAGAAGCUCAAAUAACUGGGUAUGCGAUUAUGCCUAAUAAGUACGUACGUACAAAGGUGUACACACUCUUCUUGUAUUUCGAACCAGGAUAAUAUUUUUGAGUCACCACUGCUGAUCGAUAGCAGGUUAUUAUCGUUUCUUCAGUUUCGGCAAAGAUGAAUCGUAAAUGCACGUAAAUUUGGAUGUGUGUCGCUCCAAAAACUAUUCGUCGCGUUCAACACAAUAGUAUACUUAUACAUUCUGCUACGAAUAAUGUUAUCAGAUCUCAAGAGAAAGGCAAACAACGCCAUUUGGCCUCAAAGUUUAUUUCCAGUUGUUUGUGUUUUUACUUAUUUAUUUGUUUUUUUUCUCAAAUAAAAUCUUCAAUAAUACUUGUUAACGGAAAGGGCCCCAAUUAAAUAAUGCAUUUUGCAUUGCGUAAAUUGAU